This is a messenger RNA of Labrus bergylta (ballan wrasse), 3038 nucleotides long. RefSeq names its product cadherin 15, type 1, M-cadherin (myotubule) (gene cdh15). The record is from RefSeq and is a predicted model, not a curated record. Gene Ontology annotation, molecular function: cadherin binding; calcium ion binding. Gene Ontology annotation, biological process: calcium-dependent cell-cell adhesion; homophilic cell-cell adhesion; adherens junction organization. NCBI's taxonomy places the organism in Eukaryota, Metazoa, Chordata, Actinopteri, Labriformes, Labridae. Gene Ontology annotation, cellular component: adherens junction; catenin complex; plasma membrane.
GUUACUGAGUGCAGGUAGACGGGAUGGCAGCGCGGAUGUUGAUGGUGUGUGUGCUGGGAAGUCUGCUUUGUCAGGUGUGGAUUUCUGCAGAACCUUAUCACACACAGGGAGAGCUCCAUCCUCAGGCCCUUUACCCAUGGAGAAAUCAAGGAAACGGAAUGGUCAGGGUGAAGAGAGACUGGAUCAUCCCUCCAAUCAGAGUGCUGGAGAACAGCAAACAGGUUCCUGAAAACCUUGUCCAGAUCAAAUCGGACAAAAUCUUUACAGGAGAGGUGAUCUACAAGUUAGAAGGACCUGGAGUGGACCAGGAGCCCAAGAAUCUGUUUGAGAUUGAUGACAAAACAGGAAUAAUCAGGAGCAAACGACCGCUGGACAGAGAGAAAUACAGAAGUUUCACGCUGAAAGCUUUUGCGCUGUCCCCCAGUGGUGAGAGGCUAGAGAACCCGACCAUCAUAGAGAUAAUGGUGCUGGAUCAGAACGACAACCGACCAGCCUUCACCCAGAGCCAGUUUGUUGGCUCUGUCUCUGAGUUCUCAGUACCAGGCACAUCAGUGAUGACAGUGUUGGCCACUGAUGCAGAUGACCCAAUGACAGAAAACGCCUAUCUCAGCUACUCCAUCAUUGGCCAGGAGAGCUUUCCUGCCAACGCUGUUACCAAGACGAUGUUUGGUAUUAACAACGAGACAGGAGCCAUCUACACGAGGGAUGUAGGCCUGGACCGAGAGGUGGUGAAGAGUUUCCAAUUAAAGCUGCAGAUUGCUGAUAUGGGGGGAAUGGGGCUUACAAGUGAAGGAGUGGCAAUCAUACAUGUCACUGACAUCAACAACCACGUUCCCCAGUUCAGCCCAGCCAAUUACAUUUGUACAGCUGAGGAGAACAGGAAGGACUAUGAGAUCGGCCGGGUUAAUGUGACGGACAAAGAUGAUCCUGGAACAGGAAACUGGGAGGCCCAAUACUCCAUUUCAAACGACCCCGAAGGAAAAUUUGCCAUCAGCACAGAUCCCGCCACCAACCAGGGUGUUUUGAGAGUGGUGAAGCCAUUAGAUUUUGAAGCACAGAGUCAGUACAAACUGAUUCUGAUGGUGGAAAAUCUCAACCCUCUGAGCAGCAAGGCUCCCAACCUCCCAGUGAGCACAGCUACAGUGGUGGUGAGGGUUGUUAACGAGAACGAAGCUCCACAUUUCAUGGAGGACCCCAUACGAAUUGUGGUCCCCGAGUCUGUGGUCCCUGGGACUUUAUUGAAAAGCAACAUCGCCACUGACCCAGAUAACUCAGACCUGAGGUACGAGAUUAGCAGAGAUCCUGAGAGGUGGCUGGACAUAAACAGGGAUACAGGAGACAUCAGUGCCAGGAGAACAUUUAACAUGCGCUCUCCACAUGUUAAAAGAAGUAUCUACACUGCUGUUGUCAAGGUUACAGAUGCAGAUGGAGUGUCAACCACGGCCACAGUGCUCAUCACACUGAAGGAGACCAAUGACUUCCCGCCUCAGCUCGUCCCUCUGAGUGGCUCUGUAUGUAAGGAUGCAAGCCGGACUGGUUCGGGUCUGGUUUUGACUGCUGUGGAUGAAGACCUCCCUCCACACGCUGCACCCUUCACAUUUGAAAUGCCCAUGGAUGGGUCAAUCAACUGGACCGUCGUCCAAGUCAAUGAUACCCAUGCUGUGCUCCAUCCUCUCGUGGAGCUGGAGGCAGGAGAGUAUGCGGUCACAGUGUUGGUGUCAGACGCUGGCAGCCCGUUUCUGAGUGCCUACGCUCAGGUUAAUGUGACUGUGUGUCCCUGUGACUCCUUUGGGGAUUGCAGGUCUGAAGUGGGGGCUAUCUUGGGCUCCAGUGUGGGGAUCAGCUUCAUCGCUCUCAUGAUCAUCAUAGCCUGUUUUGUUCUGUUGGUGCUCCUCCUUAUGGCGGUGGCUGUGACCACCUGUGGAAGACGUCAUCACAUUAAGAAAGGAAAAGGUCUGCUUGUGGGGGAAUCGGAAGACGACAUCCGUGAUAAUGUUUUCAAUUAUGACGAGCAAGGAGGGGGCGAGGAGGACGAGAAUGCCUUUAACAUUGACCUGCUGUGGAAUCCCCAUGAUAUCCCUUCAACCCCGGGUUGCUACUACCCAGUGUCCGGUGUCCCUCGAGGAAAGCAGCCCCUCAGGAAGGAUGCCCCACACAACCUGCCCUCACCCACGUACCCAAGGAGGCCUCCUGCAGACCCCACUGACAUCGUGGACUUCAUUAAUGACGGCCUGGAGGCAGCAGACAACGACCCGAAUGUGCCUCCAUACGACACUGCACUGAUCUAUGAUUACGAGGGAGAGGGCUCACUGGCAGGCAGCCUCAGCUCCAUUGCGUCAGGUAGCUCUGAUGGAGACCAGGACUACGACUACCUCAACAACUGGGGACCACGCUUUCAAAAACUGGCCAAUAUGUAUGACCCCCGUUAGGAUGGAGAGAGAAAGAAGGGCUGUCUGAUUCACCAGCAGUUUGGGACACAGAACACACGUCAGGGGUUUUCUUUUCUGGACAACAAAUAUUUUAGUCCAGGAUGAGAUUUGACAAGGGGGGGAAAAAAAACAACUAUGCAAAACCGUGGGCGUUGAAUCCAGUGUGCCGCGGGUUACUAGAGGAUUAUUUGGACACAGCUCACAGAAUGGCUUGUUGCAAAGUUUUCAGGAAAAGUAACGGAGACAGUAAAAUUGUGUUGGCAUCAUCAGCCAAAAGGAAAGGCUAAUGGGAAACCGAAUGUUUGUUGAAAUGAUGUCCAUGUCUGUUGUUGUUUACCCUCAGAUUUCAAAUUGCUCAGGAAUGACGCAUACAACAAGCCUGAGAUUUUAAUUGUUUUAAUGUAUUUCUUUUUUUAUAUAUGUUAUUUUAUAAGAUAAAUUUGCUUUGAUAUUGAUUUUGACUGCUUUUCUUCUAAGAUCAUCAAUCCUCCAUUCCAGCAUCUGUUAACAUUUUUGGAGGCUUUCUCAGACAACCAGUAACAUAUAUGAAAAUAUACAAAACACACAGCACCACACAACACUCAGUCAUCACAGAGUUUGGAGGUAAGG